Molecule: messenger RNA, 1968 nt
Organism: Cannabis sativa
Lineage: Eukaryota; Viridiplantae; Streptophyta; Magnoliopsida; Rosales; Cannabaceae
Product: shaggy-related protein kinase alpha
Exons: 13
Coding region: 340-1563 (407 amino acids)
Biological process (GO): protein phosphorylation; signal transduction
Cellular component (GO): cytoplasm
Molecular function (GO): ATP binding; protein serine/threonine kinase activity
Source: RefSeq, a predicted model, not a curated record
UCACCAGCGCAUCAAAACACAACCACAUACACAAACAAAACAGCCAAAAUAAACUCAAAACACAAAUCAACACAUCACUCUCUUUCUCUCUCUUCUUUCUCUCUCCUCACACACCAAAAUAAUCCCAAUUCUGGAAACUAGGCGAAAACAAAACCAAAAGGAAAACCCUCAACGGCUGCUCUCUCUCUCUCUCAAAUCAAUGGAUCUAGGCUUUUGAUGCUCUUCUUCUAUGCUCAACUCUUCCAUGAUCCCUUUUUUUCUGCUUCUUCCGGUAAAUGGUUAGUUAAAUCAAGGUGAAAAAUUUAACAAGACAAGAAUAGUUUUUUCUUUUUUUGAAGAAUGGCUUCAGUGGGGGUGGCACCUACUGGCUUAAGAGAACCCAGUGGUCAUGCUGGUGUUGAUAAGCUACCUGAGGAGAUGAAUGACAUGAAAAUCAGAGAUGACAAAGAGAUGGAAGCCACCGUUGUUGAUGGUAACGGGACCGAGACAGGGCAUAUUAUUGUGACCACUAUCGGUGGUAGAAAUGGUCAGCCAAAGCAGACUAUAAGUUACAUGGCUGAGCGUGUUGUUGGGCACGGAUCAUUUGGAGUUGUGUUCCAAGCAAAGUGCUUGGAGACUUCUGAAACUGUGGCUAUAAAGAAGGUUCUUCAAGACAAGAGGUAUAAGAAUCGUGAGCUGCAAACAAUGCGCCUUCUUGACCACCCUAAUGUUGUUGCUUUGAAACAUUGUUUCUUUUCAACGACUGAAAAGGAUGAGCUUUAUCUUAAUUUGGUACUUGAGUAUGUUCCUGAAACUGUUCAUCGUGUGAUUAAACACUACAACAAGUUGAAUCAAAGGAUGCCUCUGAUAUAUGUAAAACUUUACACAUACCAGAUCUUCAGAGCGUUAUCUUAUAUUCAUCGAUGUAUUGGAGUUUGUCACCGAGACAUUAAGCCUCAAAAUCUUUUGGUUAAUCCACAUACCCACCAAGUUAAAUUAUGUGAUUUUGGAAGUGCAAAAGUUUUGGUAAAAGGAGAGCCAAAUAUAUCCUACAUCUGCUCUAGAUAUUAUAGAGCACCCGAGCUUAUAUUUGGAGCAACUGAGUACACUUCUGCAAUUGACAUUUGGUCUGCUGGUUGUGUUCUUGCAGAACUACUACUUGGACAGCCUCUGUUUCCUGGAGAGAGCGGAGUUGACCAGCUUGUUGAAAUCAUCAAGGUUUUGGGCACUCCCACAAGGGAGGAGAUAAAAUGCAUGAAUCCUAACUACACAGAGUUCAAAUUCCCCCAAAUUAAAGCUCAUCCAUGGCACAAGAUAUUCCACAAGCGUAUGCCCCCAGAAGCUGUCGAUCUGGUUUCAAGACUACUGCAAUACUCUCCAAAUCUUCGAUGCUCGGCUCUGGACGCCUUAACACAUCCCUUCUUCGAUGAGCUUCGCGACCAAAAUGCACGCUUACCAAAUGGACGUUUCCUUCCACCAUUGUUCAACUUUAAAGCACACGAAUUGAAGGGAGUUUCAAUGGAGAUUUUGGUGAAGUUGAUCCCGGAGCACGCGAGAAAGAACACCUCCUUUCUUGGGUUGUGAUUGAUUACUUAAUAUGGAGUGUAACAAAAUGAAUGCUAUGCCUUGUCCUUGUGUACUAUUUGUUCUCUGUUUAUUUAAUGUACCAUCAACUUGUUCUAUAUUAAAAAGAAGAAGAAGAAGAAGAAGAAGAAGCAGAUCUAGAUGUAUUCUACUACUUAUCUUGUCCAAACCUCUAUAUGGGUAUUAUGUAAGAAUACAUAGAAGAUGAACAUGAGCAUUUAUCUAAGCCAAAAAUAUCACCUGUAGUCCUCAAUUUUUGUUUGUGAUAACCCUUAGGUCCCACUAUAUAUGUAUUAUUUAUAUCUAUACCCUCUCUUUUUUGUUUGUAGCAUAUUAGUUUCCAAUAUUUUUCAUGUUUGUUUGCUAACCUUUAUAUAAUAUAUUAAAUGAAUGUUGAUAUUGAAA